AUGAAUGUAUCUGCGACACCGGCGGUGCCAGUCCUUCUUAUACCGGAAACCUCCGGUGAAACCAUUUCGAUACCUGGCACAUCAGGCAGACCAGCCGACCCGGAAAACGUAACGAUGACAAAAAUCAAUGCACAAUCUUCGGAAUCGAAAUUGCGCAAGGCUUUGGAAGCUUUAGGUCUUAACACUCAGCUUCCACCCAAUCAUCCAUUGAUUGUAAUGUUUACAAAGACGUUGGAAAUUAGCCACGGGAAUGAUUCGCAAGCAGCAAAAAAUUACGUAUCCAAUGUUUCGCGGGUGUUGUGCUACGUGCACCAACAACUGGCCGCCAAUAAUUUACCACCGAAGCAUUGGGCGGAUCUGGUUUCGGCCGAUGUCGAAUUUUACGUCGACUUCUUUCGACGCCGAGAGGAGAUCGGGCAGACCAAGGCUACGACGAUCAAUUACAUGAAAAACAUACGGCUACUAUUAACGUUUCGUAUCGCUAUUAAGGAACAUCAGAAGUGUUCUGCAUAA
This is a messenger RNA of Macrosiphum euphorbiae (potato aphid), 513 nucleotides long. Lineage: Eukaryota; Metazoa; Arthropoda; Insecta; Hemiptera; Aphididae. The record is from the annotation of a GenBank genome assembly.